This is a messenger RNA of Saccostrea echinata, 5672 nucleotides long. RefSeq names its product hepatocyte growth factor receptor-like. Gene Ontology annotation, cellular component: signaling receptor complex. NCBI's taxonomy places the organism in Eukaryota, Metazoa, Mollusca, Bivalvia, Ostreida, Ostreidae. The transcript has 21 exons. Bases 269 to 4414 code for a protein of 1381 amino acids. Gene Ontology annotation, molecular function: protein binding; ATP binding; transmembrane receptor protein tyrosine kinase activity. The record is from RefSeq and is a predicted model, not a curated record. Gene Ontology annotation, biological process: multicellular organism development; cell surface receptor protein tyrosine kinase signaling pathway; positive regulation of kinase activity.
UGAAAGUACACUGUAUCCCCUCUACAGGUAAACUGUGUAACUACCUUCAAAUGUUACGAUACCAAUUUUCAAACCAGCUUUAGAAUGUGGAGGUAGAAAUUUCCAUCCUGAAUUUUCCAUCUGAUCAGCUGAUGCUGUUGAACAAUGUUUAAUCAAUUGGAAGUGGAAUUAUUUGACAAGUGAAUGUUUGAUAUUGAAGUUAGGUGGAAGUUUACCUUCUGGGAGCCUGUUCAAAAGAGCAAAUGGUUGAAAAACAAAAGGCAGCAUAAUGGAAAAGAAGAUAGUAGUGUUAUGUUGUGGGGUAUUCCUGCUACUGGAGAUAACCAGGACACAGCCUGAAGCAGCUGUCAUCUCACACCAUGUAGAUCAGGGGAGUAUAUAUGAAAUUAUGGUCCACCCUGACACGGGGGACAUUUAUCUGGGGGCUAAGAAUGUGUUACUUCAUCUGCGGUCUGAUUUGCUUGUCCUAGGAGGAGAGGUAAUGGGCCCCUGGAAAGAUAAUCAGCAGUGUUCACCAGACCCCACAGGGGCAUGUAGUGAGGGAAGAAUCCCCACUAGUAAUCAGGUCAAUAUUCUAGCAUAUGAUAAAGGGACAGGGUAUAUGCUGGUUUGUGGCUCUAUUUGGCAGGGCAAGUGUGAGCUUAGAGACACUAGAAACAUAAGUCGUGUUCUCAAACUGACAAACAGUAAAACCAACUUUGUGGGCAGCAUCAAUAAGAGGCAUGUGUUCGCGUUUUAUGGCAGUAAACCUGUGGGUGGUGGUGGCGAUCUUUUGUAUGUCGCCAUGGGGAUGGAUGGCAGACCACCCCAAUAUCAACCAGCUGCCAUCUCUACACGAGAUUAUCAGGCUAAAGACAGAGAAUUUAAAUAUUAUAUUAAUGGUUCUAUGUAUCACACAUAUGUUGAUGUUCAUUCAGAUCUUAUAAAGAAGUUCAAAGCAUACUACAUCUAUGGUUUUGAGUAUGAGAACCAUACAUACUUUAUCUCAGUCCAAAUGGAGGAUGCUCUAGCAAGUACACCAAGAUAUCUCACAAAAAUCAUUCAGAUUUGUCAAAAGGACAAAACGUAUGCCUCCUACACUGAGCUCCCUCUACAGUGUAUGUCUAACUCUGUGGUGUAUGACAUUGCCAUUGAUGCAUAUUAUAACCCAUCACUAGCCAAUGAUCUUUCCAGUGGUCUAGCGGUAACGUUUGGAAGGACAAGCAGUGGUUCUGAUGCGGAUCCAUCCCUGGGAUCUGUUCUGUGUUUUUAUGAUAUUCUGGAUAUUGUUCAGAAAUUUGAAGAGUUACAGUACCAGUGUUUCUCUGAAGGUGUAGGAAGUCAAGUUACUUGGCUGGUGGGGAAAAGCUUAUCAGAAGUUAGGAAUUGUGAACGAGAUAUGAAUUAUGUCCAGAAAGACUUCUGUGGAUUGUUGACCAACAUUGGAAUACAGGAGAGUGCCACCAGUCAAAACAGGGACCAGUUUAAACUGAGUCAUGAUUCUCUCUACCAUGUGCCUGACAAACUGUUAACAUCUGUUGUCAUGGUGAUACAAAACAAAGAGAGAGUAGCAGUUUUAGGAACCAACACUGGGCAAGUUGCCAAGGUGUCAAUUUUUCUACAACGUGGUCGUUAUCUGACAAGCUGGAGUAUAGCAGACAAGGCAAUAUCUAGUCAGUCAGAGUUGGACAGAAGUCAGGCACAUGUCUUUCUUAUUGCUGAUCAAACUUUGUACAAGUUUCCUCUGUACAUCUGUGAUGGAUAUACCACUUGUGAAGCUUGUGUGGGGAGUCGCGACCCAACUAGGUGUGGGUGGUGUGUAGAUCACUGCUCCACUCAAAACAAGUGUGUCAACCCUCCACAGACAAGUACUGGACAGCAAGGACAGUGGCAGAAUGAUACAUGUCCACCAGUUAUAUCACAGGUGACCCCCUCAGCUGGCCCCAUACAGGGACAAACCCUGUUAACUCUGCAAGGAAGAAAUUUUGGAUCAGCCAGAGCCACAGAGGUGAUGGUUUCCCUCAAUGGAAGUGAUUGUAAGAUACAAAGCAAGGGGAAAAAUGACACCAUGUUACAGUGUAGGACCCCUCCGUCACAGAGCCCUGGGACAGCAUUUAUCUUACUUACAGUGAAAGACAACACACACAAAGGAUAUAAAAUUAGCGGCACCUCAGCCUCUGCUCAGUUCCAUUAUCAGGUGCCAGUUAUUACAGGCAUUUCCCCAACACUGGGGCCAGUAUCAGGCGGUACAUCAUUGACAAUAAGUGGAGAAAAUCUGGACAUUGGUUCAGACCUAAGCGUAUUCAUAGGAGAGGCAGAGUGCAGCGUACAGAGGAAACAGCAUUCAUCUAUUCUCUGUCUGACUGGACAUGGAAUGGUGUCUUCAGAAAUAACAUACAAAACCUCAGCCCUGGAGGCCCUAUAUCCCUCGCUGGUUACUGCUGCAUAUGUCACAGUUCAAAUUGACAACAGUCACACAAACAGUUCACAGAUGUUUGCCUACGUCAAUGAUUCUACAAUCACCAGCAUACAACCUAAAACUUCCAUUGUGGAUGGUGGACUUGAAAUUGUUGUGAGAGGAAAGAAUCUGAAUGUAGUACAGCAUCCUCAGAUAGGAGCCACAGUAGACGGAAAAAAUGCAGACCUGCGGGUUUGCAAAGCAACAGCAAAUGGAACCAUAAUGAUUUGUCCUUCACCUAGCAUCCAGGGUCUUUUGUCUGAACCGGUAGACCCAGAAAUUCCCAAAAUAGUAUCAAUCUGGUUCAAAAUGGAUGGAAUUAAGGAGCUGAGAGAGUUAGAUAAACAUUCCCUAGCCCUGAGUCGCUUCACUUACUACCCCAGCCCAACAUUUGAGCAGUUCAUGUCUGUGAGGCAGUUUGAUCUGUCAGAAGAUUUACUUACUAUAAAAGGUGAACACAUUGAUAAAGGGAUAACACCAAGAGAUGUGAUUGUAACAAUUGGAAACAGCUUGUGUGUGGUUAAACUUCUCCAGAGCAACCUGUUGUACUGUAAACCACAAAACAAGCCUCUAGAGACAGAAGACAGUGAGCCAUAUUAUCCUGUACAGGUGAAGGUUGGAGUAAAUUUGACCUUUGACAUUGGAAAUCUACAGUAUGUUGGAGGUCCCUCCUCUCAGUCACCAACUCUUAUCAUUGUCAUUGCCAUUGUCCUUGCUAUUAUCAUCAUUGUGAUCAUUGUACUUAUCAUUAUAUAUAAGAAACGAUGUGGUCCAUUCACAAAGAAAGGUUACACUGCUGGAUAUGCCAAUGGUCAGGGACAAGUCCAAUUCCAUGGCCUAAGUAACCCUGAUGGAACAACGUUUGACUUUGAAAGAGACAAUAGAGCUAAUGAUUAUCAGGAGCGCCAUCUAUCAGAGAGUCGUGAUGAUGGUGCGGACUUGUCAAGAGGGGACACAGCAGCUGUUGUAUUAGACGAGUCUACAGUUCUUGUGUUACGAGACAAAAACCUUCUGAUAGAACACGAUUGGCUGUCAAUGGGGGAAAUACUGGGCAGAGGUCACUUUGGAUGUGUAUACAAAGGAUAUAUCACAUACCCGGGGUCUAAAACUGAAACAAUGGUAGCUGUGAAAACCCUACACCAAAACAGUCCCAGAGAAAUUGACAUAAGUCAGUUUAUUGAUGAAGCACUUCGCAUGAAAGAUUUCCACCACCCUAAUGUUUUGACCCUCAUUGGGAUUUGCUUUAACUAUGAUGCCAUGCCUCUUGUCAUACUGCCAUAUAUGGAGCAUGGGGAUUUACUGACCUAUAUUAGGAAUGAAAACAAUAAUCCAACUAUAAAGGAUCUCAUUCUCUUUGCUGUUGAUAUUGCCAAAGGGAUGGAGUACUUAUCACUUCUUAAAGUUGUACAUAGAGACUUGGCAUGUCGGAAUUGCAUGCUGAAUGAGGAGUACCGAGCCAUUGUGGCAGACUUUGGUUUGUCACGAGAUAUAUAUGAGAGAGAUUAUUACAGUAGUGACAAUAAAAAAAGUAAACUGCCUGUCAAAUGGAUGGCUCCUGAAAGCUUAGAGAAGGGCACCUACAGCUCCAAGUCUGAUGUGUGGUCCUUUGGUGUGGUACUUUGGGAGUUGAUGACCAGGGGAGUUAAUCCAUACCCAGAAGUAGAUAACUGGGAUGUACUGAGGUAUAUCAAAAAGAACCGGAGAAUGCCACAACCUCCAUUUUGUCCUGACCCACUAUAUACUGUGAUGAGGAAUUGCUGGGAGUUUGACCCUAACAAUAGACCUCAGUUUAGUGAGUUAGUGACGUCUAUUAAGGAGAUGUUAGUCGUGUUAGAGCACAAGAUGAAACAAGGGCAGCAUAGGUCAAACAUACAAAGUACCUACGUCAAUACAGAGAACUGUACGGACUAUCACUAUGGUAACCAAGAGGAGGAGGAGAAAUCUCCACUAGCCAGUCCCAUACAGACUGAUGUCUGAUUCCUCAUCAGUUCAAAUCAUGCACUGGGGGUCGGGACUUGGAGACUAGUCCCACUAAUCACGGGGGACAUUGGAUUCAGACACUCAGUAUAAACCAAAUGGCAGGAAGGGUUUUCUUCUAGCAGUUUUACAUAUACUAUGAGUUUUAUUUAUUUUUAACAAAGCUUUAAAAUACAUGCCUGGUUAUCAUACAAUAUAUAGCCGUCCAGACUUGUUGUGAAUUCAGAAACUGCACUCAGCUGAUCAAUGUACAUGUAAUAGGUAGCUUAUGUAUGCUUUAUGGUAUAUAAAAAACAUACACAUAUAUGUAUGUAUUGAAUGGACAUUGAUGCAUCACUAAUGACUGAACAUUCACUGAUAGACUUCCAAAUGUGAUCUGUUUUGAUUUUACCAUGACACCAUUGAUAAUAGGUAGUUAGUGUUCAUUUAUCUUGAAGAUUCAAGGCUUUUUGUUAUUUCUGCACACAUACAUGCAUGUAUUCCUAUUUGUUUAUCAAAAAGAAUAUACAUAUAUUCAACCAUAUUUUAAACAAAGAAACAAGAAUUUUAUACUCUCUUUUAUACUGUAAGCAGCGAAGGUAUUUCUAUACUUGCUGUAGAUUUGAGAGCAAAAUCCUACUUUUCUCUAUGACUGAUGCUGUUUGUAAAAUGGAACAGUGAACCAUGUACUACAAACAGGAUAAAAUAUGUUGAAUUGCACAAAUAAACAAAAGAUAAAUUUCAAUUUUAAAAUCGCAAUGUUCCUUAUAUAAACCGGCCUUUACCAGCACCAUAUUUGCCUCCAUAAGCCCUUUAAAAAAAUUGGUGGGUCAGCUAGGUUUUCUUAGAUCUGUUCUUGCUGACCAUACCGUGUUAUAAAUUAAAGGGUAGGUUUACAUUUCUUUACACAUAUCAAAGUAUACCUGAAAGGUAGAAAGCUUAUCCUUCAGUAAUACAGGGUAUGACAAACUUUUCAGCAUCUCUUGAAAAUAAAAAUCAUUUGAUCAAUUUACAUGAACUGAGCUUAUUGGGACACCAAGAUAGUACAUUGUGUCCAUCAUUUUGUACAUGGAAAUUAUCUCAUUGUAUAGAUGUUAUUCCUUUGUGCUAAUUUUUGUUUGUUUUGGAGUAAGUAUCAAUUUUGUCAUGCAUUUUGAAGAUAGACAAUUGAAUAUUUUGUCUAUAGAUAUUUAUUGAGGACACAGGAGAAGAGAAACAUUCCAUUUUAAUUAGAUGUAUUAUUCUUAUGAAAAUAAAAACAGAUUUUUAGUACAAACGA